Choloepus didactylus (southern two-toed sloth) is the source of this 1371-nucleotide messenger RNA. RefSeq names its product SEC13 homolog, nuclear pore and COPII coat complex component (gene SEC13). Gene Ontology annotation, cellular component: COPII vesicle coat; nuclear pore outer ring. The coding region runs from base 71 to 1075 and encodes 334 amino acids. Gene Ontology annotation, molecular function: protein binding; structural molecule activity. Gene Ontology annotation, biological process: COPII-coated vesicle budding; positive regulation of TOR signaling; protein import into nucleus. NCBI's taxonomy places the organism in Eukaryota, Metazoa, Chordata, Mammalia, Pilosa, Megalonychidae. The transcript is spliced from 9 exons. The record is from RefSeq and is a predicted model, not a curated record.
CCGGAAGUGAGCCGUUUGGAGGUGCUGGGAGCUGCCACGUCCGAGGGCUGGAGCUGCUGCUACCGCAGUGAUGGUGUCGGUAAUUAACACCGUGGACACUUCCCAUGAGGACAUGAUUCACGAUGCCCAAAUGGACUACUAUGGCACCCGCCUGGCAACCUGCUCGUCCGACAGGUCUGUCAAAAUCUUUGAUGUGCGCAAUGGAGGGCAGAUCCUCAUUGCUGACCUCAGGGGUCAUGAGGGUCCUGUGUGGCAAGUGGCCUGGGCCCACCCCAUGUAUGGCAACAUCCUAGCAUCCUGCUCGUAUGACCGGAAAGUCAUCAUCUGGAAAGAGGAAAACGGCACCUGGGAGAAGACCCACGAGCACACAGGACAUGACUCAUCAGUGAACUCUGUGUGCUGGGCCCCCCAUGACUACGGCCUGAUCCUGGCUUGUGGGAGCUCAGAUGGGGCCAUCUCCCUGCUGACCUACACUGGGGAGGGCCAGUGGGAAGUGAAGAAGAUCAACAAUGCUCACACUGGCCCGAGGACAAAGUCCUCUGUCCCCUCUUUACAGAUCGGCUGCAAUGCUGUCAGCUGGGCGCCUGCUGUUGUACCCGGAAGCCUCAUAGACCAGCCAUCGGGGCAGAAACCCAACUACAUCAAGAAAUUUGCAUCCGGCGGUUGUGACAACCUCAUCAAGCUUUGGAAGGAGGAGGAGGAUGGCCAAUGGAAGGAGGAACAGAAGCUGGAAGCUCACAGCGACUGGGUUCGAGACGUGGCCUGGGCCCCCUCCAUUGGUCUGCCCACCAGCACCAUUGCCAGCUGCUCCCAGGAUGGUCGUGUGUUCAUUUGGACCUGUGAUGAUGCUUCGGGCAAUACGUGGUCCCCCAAACUGCUGCAUAAGUUCAACGAUGUCGUGUGGCACGUCAGCUGGUCUAUCACAGCCAACAUCCUGGCUGUCUCAGGCGGAGACAAUAAGGUGACCCUGUGGAAGGAGUCAGUGGACGGGCAGUGGGUGUGCAUCAGUGACGUCAACAAGGGCCAGGGCUCCACGUCAACUUCGUUCACAGAGAGCCAGCAGAACGAGCAGUGACAAGACAGGACUGCCCCUUCUGGGUCAACUGACCAGACAACCAAGAACAACAUCCUUAUUUUCCUACGAAUAGUUACAAAUGCAACCACAGAAUGAUCAUCUGCUGUAACAUGAUUCGGUAUGGAUUGUAACUUAAUUCUAGCUGAAAGCACUCUUGCUAUGAGGAGAAAAAACUACAAGUGAUCUUUAAAAGUAUUGUUUUAAAAUAUUUUUGUCCGUUUUUAUUUACCUUUUGGGUUCUGACGUUAUUGGGGGUAUUAUUUCCAAUGUACCUGAAUAAAUCAUAUUGCUUGUAA